Messenger RNA from Anthostomella pinea, 1173 nucleotides. The record is from the annotation of a GenBank genome assembly. Lineage: Eukaryota; Fungi; Ascomycota; Sordariomycetes; Xylariales; Xylariaceae.
AUGGACGACGCGAAGCAUUCGAAGACGCCCUCGCUUCCUGCAACAACGCCCACCCCUGAGUCGGCUGACAAGCCAACUGCUCGCUACGGCACCACAGUAGGCUCUGACGGGAUGCGAAACAUGAUGGAUCUCUGUCACACGUGGGUCCGUCGAAGCAAGGAACAUAACGGGUUGCGUGAUCCAAUAUACGCCGAGCUGUUGAUGAGUAUUCCGUACCAGGACACGACGGAGAAGGGUCAGGCCCUUGAGUCACCUUUCGUUGAUAAACUCGUCAAUCUCUUCCAAGCUGCGAAGGACGAGCUCUUGGCGCGGGAGAAUGUCAGCGACGAGAAGAAGAAGUUAGCCGAUGUAGAACUCCCUUCCGUGAAAGACGUCCAGGGGGUCCUGGCACAUUGGAAAAGAAUGGUUACCCUCCCGAGAUCGGCGCGAGGUGGCUACCACAAGCCUGUUCUUAACGGACAGCAUACGGAUUUCCUCGACACGAUGAACAGCAACAGCUUACCAAUGCUUCCAACGGAUCCAGCUGCUUCUCGGAAACUGAGUGCUGGCUUCGACUACUCGCAAAGUCCCAAGCCCGUUCUCCGCCUUCGGGAUCCCUUUCAUCCGGUUGGGAUCACUGCCCACUCGAUAGAUAACCCAUCUCGAGAGGAGACUGCGACCAUUAGGCAGGGCCAAGGUGGCUUUCUGUCACACACGCAGGCAAUCCAAGCUGGCGAGGCAUCUGCUGACGUUGACAAAACCGGACAGGACACUCAACCGACGAUGUCCAAGCCCGAUGGUUCUUUGAGGCCGGGAGUUGUCAUCACGAUUUCCUCUUCGAAUUCCCAACAGGGCGGACCUAGCCAAGAGGCGCUCACCGUUGUCGUGGAUCAGAACCUAAUGGCAAAGGCCGGCGUGUGCAUAAACAUCUACAACUCGGGUUCGGUAACUCCGGGUCUGGAGGCCACUGCGGCGACGACUGGGACCACCCCGAAGGCUCCUGCGGUUGACCCCGUGGAAGCCGCAAAGAUUGAUGACACUGGUAGCAAGGGCACGGGGAGUGCUCAAGAGCAGCCGAGUACCGACGAGCGCAUCACGCGUCUCGAGGCCCGCCUCGCACGUCUCGUGGAGGUGGUCGGGAAGAGCUGCGGCAUUGGGUGGGUGCAAGGGUUGGAAAAUGAAGGCCAGAGCUAA